AUGCAAACGCUGCCCCAUCCUGCCGCAUCCUUCCCUCCUCCCUCCUCCGCCGCCGCCGCAACCGCCACAACCGCCGCACUCCACACCGCCCUAACCACCGCCACCACCCCGGCACAGCUCAAACAAGUCCACGCCCAGAUCCUCCGCCGCACCAACCUCAGCCACCCCUCCGCCGCGCCCCUCCUCGUCCACCUCCUCCUCUCCUCCCCGAGCCUCGGUUAUGCCCUCUCCGUCUUCCGCCACGUCCCCGAGUCCUCGAAAACCCGGGUCCUCAACAAGUUCCUGCGGGAGCUGUCCCGGGGCGACCGGCCCGGGGAUGCCCUCGUUGUGUUUGACGAAAUGUGGAGGGAGGGUGUUGUUUUGGAUAGGUUCAGCUUCCCUCCCCUGCUCAAGGCGGGCUCGAAAGAGGUGGGAUUAGUUGAAGGGUCGGAGAUUCAUGGGUUGGUCGUUAAGUUGGGGUACGGCGGUGAUCCUUUUGUGCAGACCGCUUUGGUCCGUAUGUAUGCCGCGGGUGGGCGGAUUGUGGAUGCGCGUUUGCUGUUCGAUACAAUGUCGCAGCGAGAUGUGGUUUCUUGGAGCAUUAUGAUUGAUGGAUUCUGUCAGAAUGGCCUCUUUGAUGAAGCAAUGUCUCUGUUUGAAGAAAUGCGGAGGUCUAACGUGGAACCAGACAAGAUGAUUCUUUCUAGCAUACUUUCAGCUUGUGGUCGGGCCGGUAAUUUAAGCUAUGGAAAGAAGAUCCAUGAUUACAUCACUGAGAAUAAUGUCAUACUGGAUCCCCAUAUAUGGAGUGCCCUCAUCAGCAUGUAUGCAAGUUCUGGUUGCAUGGAUUUGGCUCAAGAGCUUUUUGACAGCAUGUCUCCUAAGAAUUUAGUUGUUUCAACUGCCAUGAUAUCGUGGUAUUCCAAAGUUGGAAAAAUUGAGAAUGCACGGCUCAUUUUUGACCAGCUGGAUGAAAAAGACUUGGUCUGUUGGAGUGCAAUGAUCUCUGGCUAUGCUGAGAGUGAUCAACCUCAGGAAGCUCUCACUUUGUUUAAGAAGAUGCAGAUGUGGGGAAUAAAACCUGAUCAGGUCACAAUCCUUAGUGCUCUAUCUGCAUGUGCUCAUCUUGGUGCAUUAGAUCAAGGCAGAUGGAUGCAUAAGUAUGUCAAUGAAAAUGGAUUUGGAGAAGCUCUGCCUGUCAAGAAUGCCCUUAUCGAUAUGUAUGCCAAAUGUGGUAGCUUGGAGAGAGCGCAAGUUUUUGAGAAAACUUCUAGCAAAAAUGUGAUCUCUUGGACCACUAUGAUCAAUUCUUUUGCGAUGCAUGGGGAUGCGAAUAAUGUCUUGAGGUUCUUUUAUCAAAUGAAAGAAGAAAAUGUCAAGCCUAAUGAGAUAACAUUUAUUGGUGUGCUUUAUGCUUGCAGCCAUGCUGGGUUGGUUGAGAAGGGCCAGGAAAUCUUCUCAUCCAUGGUUAGUGAACACAAUCUCAAACCAAAACAUGAGCAUUAUGGUUGUAUGGUAGACCUCUUUGGGCGUGCUGGUCUAUUGAGGGAAGCUCUGGAGGUUAUAGAGACAAUGCCUCUGGCUCCUAAUGUUGUCAUAUGGGGUUCCUUGAUGGCCGCUUGUCGGGUUCACGGUGAGGACAAACUAGGAGAAUUUGCCGCCAAGCAGCUCCUCAAGCUGGAGCCAGAUCAUGAUGGAGCUCACGUAGUCUUAUCGAAUAUCUAUGCAAAACACAGAAGAUGGCAAGAUGUCGGUGAGUUGAGGCAAUUAAUGAGACAGAGGGGCGUAUUCAAGGCGAGGGGAUGGAGUAGGAUUGAACUAAACAAUGAGGUACACCAGUUUGCAAUGGCUGAUCGGGAUCACAAUCAAGCGGAUCAAAUCUAUGUGAAAUUAGAUGAGGUGGUUAGAGAGUUGAAGCUUGUUGGCUAUGCUCCUAGUGCCCAUUGUGUUUUGGUUGAUGUAGAGGAUGAAGAUAAGAGUGAAGUGGUACUUUGGCAUAGUGAGAAAUUGGCAGUUUGCUAUGGCUUGUUGAUUGAAAGAACAGGAUCAUGCAUCCGCAUAAUAAAGAACCUCAGGAUAUGUGAGGACUGUCAUACUUUUAUGAAACUAAUCUCGAAGGAAUACAGAAGAGAAAUCAUUGUGAGAGAUAGGACUAGGUUUCACCAUUUUAAAGAUGGCAUUUGCUCUUGUAGAGACUAUUGGUGAUUGUACUUUCCUAUCUUUUCCUUCCAAUAUUAAAUCGAAAUCCUAAAUUCUACUGUAGUUGUUUGUCUGUAAAGAAAACAUUCAUGUAGAAUGCUGUUCUGUAAUUCCAAAA
This is a messenger RNA of Eucalyptus grandis, 2296 nucleotides long. Its product is annotated as pentatricopeptide repeat-containing protein At4g14820. The record is from RefSeq and is a predicted model, not a curated record. Lineage: Eukaryota; Viridiplantae; Streptophyta; Magnoliopsida; Myrtales; Myrtaceae. Gene Ontology annotation, biological process: RNA modification. Gene Ontology annotation, molecular function: protein binding; zinc ion binding; RNA binding.